UUAUACCACACUUGGGUAAACCACAAAGAACGCAGUUGCAUGUUUUGUCGUUGACUCUCGCCAUGCUUGUGGAUGAAUAAAUAAAUGUGAGCUUCUUUUGCUCAAGCCCGGGUUACUCAUUUAUCGACAUCGAAAACCGCCUGGAUUUCUGCGCGGAAAAAAAGAAGAAGACGCAGACGUCACAGACCUCGCCUGCUGCUCACAAAUUGUUAUUGCAAACUAAUCAGAGCAUUGUUGGCGGAAUUGCACCGUCUGCCGCCGCGUGGACCGUGCGACGACGGGGUGGAUGGCAUGCUGGUGGUAGCUGGGAGACGAUUAUCGGCGUUUUAGUUUUAAACAGCGUGCCUUGGCGGAGAGGAAAGGAUUUGGUUUUAUUUAAGGUAGCAUGACAGGAUCCAGAGCGAAGCAGCUAGCUUGCUAACUUUAGCAUUAGCUAGCGUCAUGUUUUCUGAUGUAACAUUUUGUGGUGAUGAGUUACAAAAUGACGGCCUGUAUAGUUUAGUCUUAGCUUUUUCUUUCCCCCAGUCAACGCGACCAUGCUGGCUGAUAUUGAAUAUAUUUAUCCGUCUUGGUAAUCAUACGGGCCGAGGACAUUUAGUUUGGCUAGCUGUGCGAUGCUAGCUUGCUAACAACUAGCGUAGCUUAUGUACAUUCGGUUUGUACAUUAAAGCUAGCAUAUAUUUGGAGCCUUUGUAUUUUUUUAAACACUUAAUAGUUAAUGUUUAAAAAAUACGCACGAGCUGCUCGCUGUUGUUUUGUAAAAAAAAUUGACGCAUCGUAGCAUUUAUUCAAAGACGACAACACGACAGCACCAGUUCAUCAUGUAUGUUGCCAUUCAAAUAUCGAGUUGCGUUGCGUUUUGCUUGCACAACUGUUGCAUAUGGCGAGCAGUAACGCCAUUAAACACGUUGGCGCUUUCACUACAGACACAUUGCACCGCCAUGUGCUAAGGAUCCCCACUUUUGAUUGUUUUCCAAGGUCCAGUGACAAUGAACGAGCAGGAGGCUGGUGUGGUCUCGUUUGACGAAUACGUGCGCCAGAAGGCCCGAACUGUACCCCAGCACAGGAUGAAGGAGUUCCUGGAGUCCCUCUCCAAGGGGGAGUUCAGUCAGCAGGGAGGGGGGACCACCACCACUACCACCACCACAGCUGCCAUGGUCUACCAGGAGCAGACCAACAACUGUGUCUACACUGAUAGCACAGAGGUGGCCGGCUCUCUCUUGGAGCUGGCUUGUCCAGUACAGCUGACGUCAGCAGAGAUUUCACCUCAACUUUCCAUGCAUUCAGAACCUGAACAGCAACUUCAAGUGCAGGUUCAGAUCCAGGGGCAGCCGGUCCUGCAGAUGGCCACGUCCGCUCAACAGGACAUGCAAGGAAUGUCAACUUCACAACUUGUGCCGCAGGAAGCGCUCACAGAGGAGCAGCAGCAGCAGAUUCAGGCACAGCUGGUUGCAGCUGUAAGCGGAGAGCAACAGAUUCAAUUGGCAAGUGGUCACCAAAUCCAGUUGCAAGGUACGCAGCAGAUUCAACUAGUGGACGGCCAGCAUAUUCAACUGGAGGCUGGCCAACAAAUUCAGCUGCCAGACGGACAGCAGAUUCAACUACAGGGUGGACAGCAGAUUCAGCUACCAGACGGACAGCAGAUUCAACUACAGGGUGGACAGCAGAUUCAGCUCCCAGAUGGACAGCAGAUUCAACUACAGGGUGGACAGCAGAUUCAGCUACCAGAAGGACAGCAGAUUCAACUGCAAGGCGGACAGCAGAUUCAACUGCAUGAUGGGCAGCAAAUUCAGCUACAGGGUGGCCAACACAUCCAGCUCCAGGGGGGGCAACAGAUUCAACUACAAGAUGGACGGCAGAUUCAACUCAUGGGGGGGCAGCACAUCCAGCUACAAGAUGGACAACAGAUACAAUUACCAGACGGACAACAGAUCCACAUCCAAACCAUUGAGGCCAUAUCUCCUUCACAGCAACAGAACUCUCCCAGGGAGGCAGAGAGGCGGCCCGGUACCGGCUCAUCUGUUCUUCCACCUGCCAAGAAGCGCAAGGUAGACACUCCCUUGACAGUGUCCUACGCCGUUCCUCAGGGGCAGCAAGUGGCCACAGUCAUCGCCAUCCCUCAAGGGCAGCAGCAGAACUACGUGUCCCUGCGGCCCGACUUGCUCACAGUUGACAGCACUCAGCUGUACAGUGCCACAGGGACAAUCACAGGCCCCGCAGGCGAGACGUGGACCAUUCCCGUAUACUCUACCGCUCAGCAGCAAGGAGUGACUCACAUCGCCAUACCGCAGGAGACGUACAACACGGUCCAACUUGCCGCCACCAACGGCAAGCCCAGCUCCUCGGCGAAGUGUGCAGAUGUCCAGUCUGUGUCGACUGGGACACCGGAAGAAAUAGUACAGACGCUGUUUCCAGCUCAGUUCAUGAAUGGGAAUAUUCACAUCCCAGUAGCUGUGCAGACUGUAGGAGGGACUUACAAUACAACACAGUCAGUGCACAUAUGGGACCCCAAUCAGCCACAGAGCCAAGAUGAUGGAAAUGAACAACAACUCCAUCUUCAGGAACAAGGAGAAACUGAGGGUAAUGCUGAACCAUCUGCAGAAAUUCUAGUUCCAGUCUCUCUGAAGCCAGAAGAGGGCCUGGAGGUGUGGCGCCUUUGGGUAAAGCGGAAAAAUGCCGAGCUAAGCCAGCAGGACAAGACAAAGCUUGCGCCCAUUGGACGUCGCCAGCCGCUGCGUUUUCAAGAGGACUUGAUUUCCAGCGCUGUAGCCGAGCUGAACCUCGGUCUUUCCCUGAUGACGCAAGAGGCCCGAGGAUCAGAGGAGGAACAAUUUGCUCCAGAUGUUCUUUAUUAUGUCUUCUUAUGUAUGCAAAAGUAUCUCUUUGAAAAUGGACGCGUGGAUGAUAUUUUCUCUGAUCCAUACUACACUCGAUUUGGUGAGAGUUUACAUAAAAUCCUGACUGGUUGGAAGCCCAGUGUCCAUCCUCUAGGUUACAUCAUUCCGAGUCAUGUGACAGAGGAGAUGCUUUGGGAAUGUAAACAGCUUGGUGCACAUUCGCCAUGGACUUUGUUAACAACUCUGAUGUACUUUAACACAAAGUGUUUUCGCCUGCUAACACCUGAACAGCACCUGAAGGUGGCCUUCUCUAAGGUCUUAAGACACACGAGGAAGAACCCCACCAAUACGAAGGACAAAGCAACUACUAUCCGCCUUCUGAAAGGGCAAAGUUCACAUAAAGGACCAGAUGACUUAUAUGAUGAGCAGAUCGAGGAUCCAGAGAAUCCACUUCGUUGUCCCAUCAAACUUUAUGACUUUUAUCUUUUCAAAUGCCCUCAAAGUGUCAAAGGUCGUAAUGACACGUACUACAUGACCCCUGAGGCCGUUGUCGCGCCCAACAGUCCCAUGUGGUAUUCGUCUCAGCCCCUCACGAGUAAGCAAGUGGAGCAAACGCUGGCGCGCAUCUUAGUGGUCAGAGAGAUCCAGGAGAUCACCGGCGCCGGUUCCGAGAGUUAAAAAGAAAGAGCUGACAUAAAGCGAGAGCAAGAUUGUACAAUUCCAUCACUGAUUGUUGACUCUGCUCCCCUGCCCUUGGCUCAAUAAACUUGCCGUCUCAACAAUCAAAUGAAGAACCCAAUGAAUGAGUUGUUGAAGACUGACUGAGAAAACAUGUCCUUUUAAAGUUUUCAGACUCAAACUAAAUUUCUGGUCGAUAUCAGGAAUGUUAAGACUGGACUAGGGGGUAAAUGGAAACUGCUCUGGUUUAAAGUAUUUUCAAGAUGAGGGUAUUUAACCGUUUGCUCUUUAACCUCAUACUUUUUGUUACCAUGCCAACCUCCUAGCAGGGACCACUGCUCACCUUUUUUUGUAUUGUGUUGAUAUGUACAAAGAUGACCUUGUGCCUGUUUUCAAAGUGUUUGAUCUAAGUCGUCUCAAGGUAAAGUGCUACAUUGUAGUCUUUCGGGAGACUAGAAACUUUCUCAGGUCAAAGGUUGUGAUUGAGAGACUCAUAAAAAACAUUUUCAACAUCUUUGUGUACAGAUGAUUAAAUACAAAUGGACAGUCCUUACA
Molecule: messenger RNA, 4070 nt
Organism: Phycodurus eques (leafy seadragon)
Lineage: Eukaryota; Metazoa; Chordata; Actinopteri; Syngnathiformes; Syngnathidae
Product: transcriptional regulator QRICH1-like
Exons: 11
Coding region: 990-3515 (841 amino acids)
Source: RefSeq, a predicted model, not a curated record